AAAAGUGGGUGGGGAAUCAAUUUUGAAGUGUCGGUGGGGAGUAGUUGGACUCGAAAGUCUUUAGGAGUCGUUUGACUUGGCUCACUACAGUUUUCGCUAUGGCGUGUAUAGGGUCGAGUAGGCUCUGUGCUCGUGUAGAGAAAUUGUGCCAGUUCGGACAUUUCGCCCAAUUACGGAGGAAAGUUUCAACGACAUGUGUCAAGUCACGACCCAGAAUCGAGCAGCAGACCAGCACUUUAAUUCAGCACUGUCAGAGUAGAACGAGCAUACGAGACUACAGAACAAGGAUGAUGAGUUCCAUGCAAACGCAACUACCCGGAUCCAUGCCCGAUUACCAAGUCGACCCGUACCGACUUCUGGAAGACGACCUUAAAGAUGUCUACGACAAUAUACGAGAGGUACUCAUCAGGAACACGACGCAGAAGGAGCUGCAAACUAUAGCGACGUACUACUUCGAUGGUAAGGGAAAGGCACUCCGGCCGAUGGUAGCAACUCUCAUGGCGCGGGCUAUCAAUUACCACAAGGAAAGAAACGAUCUCUUGGCGUCGCAGCGGCAGGUAGCGAUGAUCUCCGAGAUGAUCCACAACGCCUCCUUGAUACACGACGACGUAAUCGACCAGCCAGACUUCCGCCGUGGCAAACCUUCAGUGAACGUUGUGUGGAGCCAAAAAGAGGUGACGAUGGCGGGCGAUUAUAUUCUGGCGAUAGUGUCGAUUAUGAUAUCGCAACUUCGAAACGACGAUGUCACCCUCACUCUUAGUCAGGUCGUGACGGACCUGGUGCAGGGUGAAUUUAUGCAACUCGGGUCUAAGGAGACGGAGAACGAGAGAUUCGCGCACUACCUCACGAAAACAUAUCGCAAGACGGCCAGUUUGAUCGCCAAUUCUUUGAAAGCUGUGGCCAUGUUAGGAGGCGCUGACGAUCAGCUGGCGGAACUAGCUUUCCAGUAUGGUAGAAAUGUUGGUUUGGCGUUUCAAUUAGUUGACGAUCUUUUGGAUUUUGUCUCGACAUUAGAAGCAAUGGGCAAGCCCACCGCGGCUGACCUUAAACUCGGUCUUGCGACUGCUCCAGUUCUUUUUGCAUGUGAACGGUAUCCAGAAUUAAAUGCAAUGAUCAUGCGCCGGUUUCAAGAGCCAGGGGACGUUGAAAAAGCUUUCGAGCUGGUACACAAGUCACAAGGUCUCGAUCAGACGAGAUUUCUAGCCCGGAAGCAUUGCGUAGAAGCCGUGAAACUCGCACAAUCCUUAGCUGAAAGUCCAUACCAAAAAGGUUUGCAGGUCGUCUGCGAUUUAGUACUCAAUCGUAUGAAGUAGUGAUGUGAGAAUUCACGAUCGUUACGCGAAAGAGAAAUGAGUAAUGUAGUCGUGAACAGUUGAUGUCAGCACUGGUCACUAACAUUGUCAACCGAAAGUUUUAUCGGAAAGAAAAGAUAGGAAGUACCUUCGAUACGUCAAGCUGAUAACUAGGGCAAAUAUGAAAACCGAGAAGUUCAUGGUAUUCCUUAAAAAUACCUGGUGCGUGUUCAAAACACGCAACGAAUGUGUUCUAUCGAUUAUCACUGAAGAUACUUGCACUUUUAUAGAAACUUGUCCGUUUACAACUUGCAAGUUUAAAAUGGUUAUUGUUAGAAAAUCUUACUAGAGAAUUGUUCGAACUAUUUUAUAAAACCGAGAAAGUUGAUGAAUAACGGGAAAUUAUUUUUAUAAAUUUUCAUAUAGGAAGUUGCGAAGUUUGAUGAUGAUUAUUGUCAGUGUGACAAUGUUGAAACAUGCAUAACGUUAUCAUUGAUAUUAUCUUGGAAUUAAUCGUUUCAAUUUUUUCUUGCAUAUAUUUUCCCGUUGGCAGUAUGUGUUCAAUUAUUCGCGGAAUAAUGGAGACGAUCGAUCAUGAAGUCCUUAGGUAUAUUUUGCAAAAGAGAGAGAGAGAGACGCACCGUAUAAAAAAUGUAAAAAAACGAGCGGCAAUGUUUAUUUCGCUCAACAGCACACAUAUUACCUGAUUUUUAUGGAUAUUGUUAAUCAUAACUGUAAAUAAAAUAAUGUGUAGGAUUAGUUAAACUAUAUUAGAACUGGUAACUCUUCCUGAUUGUUCUCUUACCGAUGGAUAGGCUGAAAUGUUUUUGGUAUGUCAAUAAUGAGAUCACUAAAUUAAAUCAUAUUCUUAUAAAUUACACGCUUAAAGAUAUCACAAACAAAGUUUAUCACGUAAUGAGGAAAUAGAUUUUGCGGAACAAUUUUUUUAUUCUUUUUUUAUAAACAAUAUAGAUUCUUUUAUUAUACAAGCACAUGACAAUAUUGAUAAGACAUGUAAUAUUUCAAGAACAACAAUCGCAAGAGUAUCAGUACUAAACAAUAGUAUAAUUUAAUGUCUUGUUGAAAAUGUGCGAAGAAUGUCUACCAAAGAAGACUUUAUAGUCUUGAUUCUUUCGCUCAUUUCAUAAAAAUGAAUUCUGACUCAUCAAGUAUUGUAGGAAUUAUUUCGAAUUGGCAUAUUAUAUACAACUGAAACUAGUAGGUGUUUAUAUUAUUGUGAAAUUAACCAUAAUUUUUAAUUGAAAGGUUUUCAAUGAUAAUUAAAUACCAUCUUCUACAAGUUUUUUUUACCUUGAUAGUUGCAAAAGAUGCUCAAAAUAUUAUUUACUAUAUAUGUAACUGAACAUAUAGGAAUAAAUGUAUAAUAACUUUUAUUUAUAACGUGAAUUAAUGUAUAUAAUUGCUCUGUAAGGUAACAAAAAUCACUGCUGUAAGAUUAUUAAUAAAAAAUACUGCAAACAUGUAAUUACGAUCAAAUGUAGAUUUAAGUUAGGAUAAAAAUUGGGACAGCAAAGAGAAAGUAAAUGAAGCUCUCGAUCUCCUGCGUAAACACGACUUUUAUUUAUAAAACAUCUGGAUCUGUGUAUAUUGCAGUGAAAAUUUUAUUGUUUCAAACUAGAAAACAGUUUAUACAUAUAUACAUAUAUAUACAAAUAAUUUAUUUAUGACCAUUAACUAAGUAUGGAAGUGAAUACCUUUGACAGUAGUCUUAUAAACGAGCUGCACUGUAUAAAUGUACUGGUACUAUAAAAAGAACAAUGGAAUGUUGUUUAUAUGUAAACAUGCAAUUGUAAAUAUGCGAUUUUUUGUAAGCACGCUCUAGAUGCAUAAUUUUCAAUGUUGAUAAUAGGGAAAAUUUCAGAAUUACAUCAAAGUGGAAUUUUUCUAGCUUAAUUAGAUCGAUUAGCUUCAUUAUUACUAAAUUGUAAACCAUAAGGUUUAAUAUUUUAUUUGUUGUGUUGGGAUCACUAAAUCCAUGUUAUAAAAAUUAUAUACUAUAAUACCUUUUUAAUAUAAACGUUAUACGAAAGUCUGUUUCUUUUUUUAAAGUCUUCAUUUAGUCAUUGUAAA
Molecule: messenger RNA, 3383 nt
Organism: Nomia melanderi (Alkali bee)
Lineage: Eukaryota; Metazoa; Arthropoda; Insecta; Hymenoptera; Halictidae
Gene: qless
Product: decaprenyl diphosphate synthase subunit 1 qless
Biological process (GO): ubiquinone biosynthetic process; isoprenoid biosynthetic process
Cellular component (GO): mitochondrion; transferase complex
Molecular function (GO): prenyltransferase activity
Source: RefSeq, a predicted model, not a curated record